GUUCUAAUUAUUUUCUUUAAAAAAAAAUAGCUCAAAAGAAGAUGUUGCGCCCGUUGUUUGGCGGCGCGCUGAGCUGCGAAAUCCCUGAGGGCUUCGCGGACGUGAGCUCUUUUCGACAGGUGCCCGACAACCAAGAGGUGUUUGCGAACGCGGCCACGGACCAGUGCGUCAUUGUGGAGCUGCUGCAGUACGAGGAGAGCGUGACAGAUGCUCAAAGCGCGCGCUACUUUUUCAACGAGAUCGCCCAGUCCAACGGCUGCGGGCCCGACGAGGUAACGGUGUUGCUCGAAGAAAAGGCGAAUACCAAGAAUGCGCCCGCGAACAUCGACGCGCCGCAUACUACACAGAUCAUCGUGGGAGACCAGAGCGUGGCUAAGUUUAAGGAGGGUGAUCAUGCCAAGAACGUGGUGCGCGUUUAUCUGGGCAACAUCCGGCUGCCCGGCGUGACUACGGACGUGGUGCUGUCAAUGUCAGCGCCCAUGCGCAUCAACCCAGCCAGCAGCAGCCGCGAUGCCUUCCAAUUCGAGGACAACUCAGAGGUGGCAGCCGCCAUAUUUAAGCAGGCACUGCAGUCCUUUGCCGUCCUGGACUGGUCGCUGUUCCAGUAACGGGAUAGCUCAUCACUAAGAUGGUUGGACGGCACGAUAAACGCGACUUUCGCGGUGAAUAAAUGUUGUUACACCUUUUAGAUUGGAUCAUUCGAUUGUUUGAUAACGCUAUAACGGAGUGCUUGGUGACACGAA
This is a messenger RNA of Phytophthora nicotianae INRA-310, 743 nucleotides long. RefSeq lists its product as hypothetical. The transcript has a single exon. The record is from RefSeq and is a predicted model, not a curated record. Gene Ontology annotation, biological process: protein import into nucleus. Lineage: Eukaryota; Oomycota; Peronosporomycetes; Peronosporales; Peronosporaceae. Gene Ontology annotation, cellular component: nucleus. Bases 42 to 608 code for a protein of 188 amino acids. Gene Ontology annotation, molecular function: small GTPase binding; guanyl-nucleotide exchange factor activity.